This is a messenger RNA of Maylandia zebra (zebra mbuna), 2885 nucleotides long. It is a transcript of the gene tgfb3, whose product is annotated as transforming growth factor, beta 3. The record is from RefSeq and is a predicted model, not a curated record. Gene Ontology annotation, biological process: regulation of cell population proliferation; transforming growth factor beta receptor signaling pathway. Gene Ontology annotation, cellular component: extracellular region. Lineage: Eukaryota; Metazoa; Chordata; Actinopteri; Cichliformes; Cichlidae. Gene Ontology annotation, molecular function: cytokine activity; growth factor activity; transforming growth factor beta receptor binding.
CCGCACUCGGUCUAUAGCUCGCGGCCCCUCCCUCAGAAACGUCACCGAUGGUGGGUAUAAAGUAUGAGUGAGCGUGGAAAGCGUCUUUAGUGUGUUUGAGGUUGGACUGCAAGAAGACAACAAAGACGCACUGACUCCAUAUAUAUAUUUGCACAAGUGGAUGGAAAGACCCCAAAUGCAAUGGAGCAACUAAACGGCGGUGGAGAGAUCGGGUCCCUGUAAACUACAAAGAAAGGAGAGGGGAAGAGGUGCCUGAAUGAGACAAGGGGGAAUGAAGAGUGUAAUUAAGAGUUUUGUUGAAGAGUCGAGACCUUUUUGCACAAUUGCGCGGAUUCGCUCCCAUGGAAAUGCGCAUUUGGCAAAGAUGACAUAGCACUCGAGAAAAUGGGAUUCCUCCAGGAACAGUACUCACUCGCGACUUCAAUGAAAAGAUAAAAAGGGAUAUUUUUUUCUUCUCCUUCUUCUAAUAUUACUUGACAAGGCUUCGGCUGUGAGCGAACGCAGAUUAAAAUAUGAAUCUGGGCAAAGCACUUGUGUUUUUCCUCCUCUCAAACUGUGUGACAGUGACUUUCUUGCUAUCCACUUGCACCACAGUGGACAUCAAACACAUAAAGAAAAAGAGAGUGGAGGCCGUCCGGGGACAGAUUCUCAGUAAACUCCGAAUGACCAGUCCGCCUCAAACAACAGGUCCAAGUCAAGUACCGUUUCAGGUUCUGGCACUUUAUAACAGCACCAAGGAGCUCAUUGAGGAGCUGGGGAGAGACCGGCAGCAGAGUUGCGGACAGGAUAACACGGAGACAGAGUACUACGCCAAAGAGAUUUACAAGUUCAACAUGAUCAAUGGGCCACAAGAAAACAAUGACCUCCCCAACUGCCCCAGGGGCAUCACCCCCAAGAUAUUCCGCUUCAAUGUGUCGAUCAUGGAGAAGAACGCCACCAACUUAUUCCGGGCUGAGUUUCGAGCCCUGCGGAUCCCCAACCCCAGCGCCAGGAGAAACGAGCAGAGGAUUGAGCUCUACCAGAUCCUCCAGAAAGAUGACCCCAAAGCCAAACAGCGCUACAUUGGGGGCAAGAACGUCCUGACCAAGGGAACGCCUGAGUGGGUCUCCUUUGAUGUUACGGAGACGGUGAGAGAGUGGCUGAUGAAUCGACGGACCAAUCUCGGCCUGGAGAUCAGUGUGCAUUGCCCCUGCCACACCUUCAGGCCUAAUGGCGAUAUAAUUGAGAAUGCCCAUGAGGUACUAGAGGUCAAGUUCAAAGGGAUGGAAGCAGAGUAUGACGAGCAGAGCCGUGUGAAAAGCCAAAAGGAGCAGCUGUACCCCCACCUCAUCCUCAUGAUGCUCCCUCCCCACAGGCUGGAUGCCCAGGCUUCCUCCCGAAGGCGCAAGCGGGCACUUGACACCAAUUACUGCUUCAACAAUUACGAGGAGAACUGCUGCGUGCGACAACUAUAUAUUAAUUUCCGUGAGGAUCUGGGAUGGAGGUGGAUACACCAGCCCGAAGGGUACUAUGCCAACUUCUGCUCUGGUCCCUGUCCUUACCUACGCAGUGCAGACACCACCCACAGCUCGCUGCUGAGCCUGUACAACACCUUGAACCCAGAAGCGUCCGCCUCUCCCUGCUGUGUUCCUCAGGACUUGGAGCCCCUAACCAUCCUCUACUACGUGGGUCGCUCCCCGAAAGUCGAGCAGCUUUCAAACAUGGUCGUCAAGUCCUGCAAGUGCAGCUAAACUUCAAGGUCUUCGAGGGAGGGAAGGGGGGGGGGGGGUGCCCUGUGAGAAGCAAGGCAUGGGAUUUGAUCACUCCCAGCACUGCCCGAAGCGGGUAUGAGGAAUUAAAGCGGGCAAUGUACAGGUUGGCCUCCAUGAGUACCUCUUUCCCAUGCUUUAGCUUUGCCCAAGCUCUUAAAAAACAAACGAAAAAAGAGAUGGAGUCCACUACAGCUAUACUUAGAAGACCUGUCAUACACCACUUCACCAACAGCGCUCUCAAACCCAUCAGACCUCUUGGUAGUUAAUUACUUUUUGACAUCAGUGUUUCUCAUAUUUUUUUGUUUUUCCAGCAUUUUGUACCUCAUGUCCACGACUAUUGGUAAUCAAAGGCCAUUUUCAGUGAAAGAGAAACAGAACAAUAAAUGACUGAUCCAUUCUCAAGGAUGCAUUAAAAAGAGAGAGAGGGAGAGACAGAGAAGGACUCAGAAUGCAGACUAAACUCAGCAUACGCCAAAAGAGAGCAAACACAUCACACGGGACACAUUCAAAAAGUCCGAGCUGGAAACUGACGCUGUGCGCGCCGCGGCUCCCUACACUGUUUGUUUAGGAUUAAAUGCUGUCGAUUAAAAAUGAUCUAAAUGAAAAGACAACAUGCUGGAAACCGAUCGUUAUUUCAAAGUAGUAUUUCCAUGGUUAUGUUUACCUCUAUAAUGCAACAGGACUGGUGAUUCCAGGGAUUGUUUUGUUUUUAAAUGAAGCCUUUUCUGUUGUAUGAGAUGAUGUAAUGUCACUAAGUGAACUUUAAUAGAUCACAAACUGUAAAUGUUUUUCUUAUUACUCUUGGAAACACUUUUUUUUUUUAAUUAAAAAUGUUGGACAGUUCGUUUUUUUCUCCUUUACUGUUGUGGUAUUUAUGUUUUAGUUUACACAUGUUUUAGGGUGUUUUUAUUUCAAAAGGUCAGGGGCUGAAUUUCAAGUGUUCGAACAAAAUGAACAAAAGUGGUUAGAGUCACAGUCAUCGUGUUUUUUAAUGCUUUCCAAGUAUUCAUUUCAAUUUUGUUUGCUACAAACAGCCUCACUGGUCCCAAAAAUACUACAUUUCCAUGCAUAUUGUAAACAGUCAAAGAGAUUAUAACAUGGUACAGCCCAUAUGGAAAAUAAACAAAGAAAAAA